Molecule: messenger RNA, 1999 nt
Organism: Antrostomus carolinensis (chuck-will's-widow)
Lineage: Eukaryota; Metazoa; Chordata; Aves; Caprimulgiformes; Caprimulgidae
Product: focadhesin-like
Exons: 16
Biological process (GO): regulation of post-transcriptional gene silencing
Source: RefSeq, a predicted model, not a curated record
CACUGGAUGCAUUUUGGGAGUAGGACUUGUUCUUUCACUUAUGAGUCACAGUAGCCAAACAGACUCACGAGUGCAUGUUUCCACUUCAUUGCGAAAACUCUGCAAAUACCUGGACAGCAGUGAGGACCAAAGCAGAUGUGUCCAGGAGGUACUUGCCUAUUCUGUGGCAUGUUCCUGUGUCUCUGCUUUCAGUGUUGGAAUCAUAGAAGCAGCUGAGGCUGAGGAGGCCAUGAAGAAACUGCGGACCUUAGUGGAAAAUAAUCAGCAGACCCACGGUUUUGCUUUAGCUCUGGGUGCAAUAGUACAUGGAUUGUCAGCUUCUGGUCAUGGGAAAGCCGAAGACCUGAGUGACAGACUAAUGCCAGCCUGGAUAAAAAUCUUGCUUGCAGAGGGUUCUCCAACAAUGCAGCGUCUGGCUGCUGUCAGUGGGCUGGUGGCAUUGGUGGGCUCUGAAGGAGGCAUGAUACAGCUGAAAUCUGAGAGCAUUCGGUCCUCUCAAUUUCAAAGUAAGCUGAAUGAAGUAAUCAGAACCCUUACACAGAUAAUCAGUUUUUCAGGGCAGAUUGGCCUUCAGACAAAUGCAGCAGGACUUUUGGGGCGUCUUCAUAUGUCCUGUUUGUCUUCUACCCAGAACAGGGCAUCCGUUCCUCCAGAUUUUUGCUACUUGCCUGAAAACAGCUUUAUCAGGGCAGCCAUUGACUUUGUCAUUGAAAGUGGAAAGAAAGGCCCCGAAUCUGUCCCACCUGAGCUGGUGAGAGUAGCACUGGCACCCAUUGCAUUGAUUGGAGAAAACCAUCAAUAUCCACCUGUAAACUGGGCAUCCAUUCUUUCUCCUUUGAUGAGGCUAAACUUUGGUGAUGAAGUAAAACAUCUCUGCCUUCAGCUGGCUGUGACACAGGCCCAGUCAUCUCAAAAUGCAGCAAUGCUUUUAGGGAUGUGGGUGGCACCUCCCCUUAUCUACAGUCUCAGUAUGAAAAACCAGAAAUACCUUUUCAUGUCCCUGCCCCUGUGGAUGAAACAUGUUGCAGAAGACAAACUACAGUCUUUUACAGAAGUGUUUCUGAUACAACAAUUUGAAGUGAAGAACCGCACAAAAAACCCAGAAAUUUGCCAGUGUGUUUUACAGGGGCUCACACAGGCAAUGAAACUUCCAAACCGUGCCCAGUACUGCUGGAGCUUUCUGUGCCAGGCUGUGGAGAAAAUAUUUGAGCUUCUACCAAAUCAGGUUCAGAGAGGCGAACUGAAGAUGUACAUCGAUGUAGCAAAAUGUAUCUCAGAAAUGUCUGAUGCAGAGAUUGAUCACAUUGUCCACAUCUCUAAGAACAAUAUAGAGAAGACCACAUUCACGAAAGUGUAUUUAAUUUCUCAAGGCAGGCUGCCUCUAAUGAACUUGAGUGCUGUGAUUGAUACUGUGGCAGGAUAUCACCAGAGAGAAAAUAUUUUAUGGAUGCUCUUGCAUGGUUUCUAUCAUGCUCGUGUUGUCAGCCAUGAAAAUACAGGAGUGAUGAAAAGAAUGAACUGGCUGCUAGACCUGAUGGGCUACAUCAGAAAUUCAGCAUACAGGUCAACACCCUUAGAAAAUGUUGAUCUUAAAGAGUGCAUAGAUUUCCUCCUGUGGCUGUUUGCGGCUUCUGUGGUGGCCUGGGCUGACCAUGGUGCACCAUUACUGCUUGGUCUCAGUGCUAACUGGCCACUGUGGAAGCACCAAACGAUACUACUGGAAUUAUCUGCGGAUCACAUUGGCAAGCACCCCACUGACAAGCUUGCUGUGCAAGAGACUCUCACUCUCCUUCCAAGCAGCAUUUCCCUUUUGCUGGCUAAAGAGCCUUGGAAAGAACAGACACAGAAGUUUAUUGACUGGCUGAUCAAUAUGAUGGAUAGUCCUAAGGAAGCAUUAUCAAAAUCUUCCAUGGACCUGCUGAAAGUUACACUUCUGGCCUUGAGAUCUCUUCCAGAGUUCAAGAAGAAAGCAGUGUGGACUAAAGCUUAUGGGUGGUAG